GCGGGACGCGAGGGCGCGCACGUGCGCCGACUCUGCUCCGGCCGGGCGCAGUCCGGACUCGCCGCCGCCGCCGCUUCCUCCUGCUCCCGCUCCCGCUCCCGCUCCCGCUCGCCCAGCGUGCCGCGCAGCGUCCCGCACACACGCAGACACACGCGCACAGAGCGGCCCCCCCCUCCCCUCCCCCCGCCAUGGGCGUGCAGGUGGAGACCAUCGCCCCCGGAGACGGACGCACCUUCCCGAAGCGCGGCCAGACGUGCGUCGUCCACUACACAGGGUUGCUGGAAGACGGGAAGAAGUUCGACUCGUCGCGGGACAGGAACAAGCCUUUCAAGUUCGUCAUGGGCAAACAGGAAGUCAUCCGCGGCUGGGAGGAAGGAGUGGCUCAGAUGAGCGUGGGCCAGAGAGCCAAGAUGACCAUCUCGCCCGACUUCGCCUACGGGGCCACCGGCCACCCGGGCAUCAUCCCGCCCAACGCCACCCUCGUCUUCGACGUGGAGCUCCUCAAGCUGGAGUGACCCCGGCCCCCGCCCCCCCCCCCCCCCCGCCGGGGCUCGGACCGUGGCCGAAUCCGGAACGUCAGCUUGGAAGAGAACGCACACGAGUUUGUCUGGACCCCCCAACCCUCUGCGCCCCCUCCUCCCCCGACCCGGAGAGGUCCCCACCCCCCAGCCAGGGGCAGCCCCCCCGUCCCGCUUCCGUCCGCCCCGCUCCCCCCUCUCACCGGCCUCGUCUAGAAACUAUACUUCGUCUUAUAUAAUGUAUAUUUUUUUGUGGGUUGGGGGGCGGGGGGGAGGGUGGUGGCGGUUGGGGGGGGGAGAGGUCUUUCCGGGGUCGCACGCGGGCAGGGUUAGAGCCGCCGGCCCUGGGUUUCGGCACGGCGGAGGGGGAGGGGGGACGGGACAUCCCCCCCCCCCCCAGAUGAGGAGACGGGGCCAAAGCCCCCCCACCCAAACCCCCGCCUCGGCCCCCCUCAGGUUUGGAUCGUCGCGGCCUGCUUGGCUUAAAUCGAUCCCGCGGGUCGAGGAGGGGUGUGGAAGGGGGUUCCCCCCCCCGGGGGGAGGGCGGCGAGAUGUGGACGUCCCCCCACCCCCGGCUGGGUUUUUUGAGGGCGAGCUCCCCCCCCCCACCCCCCCAAGGUGACCAGAUCCGGGCGCCCCCCCCACCUUCCCUCCCGACCCCCGCCUGUGUUGUGAUUGGUGAAAGAUGUCGCCGCCACCCCUGAUCUCCCCCUCCCCGAAUCUCCUCCUCCUCAAGUUUUAUUAUUGCAAUAAAAAUGCUUUAUGCUGGCUUUUCUCAACCA
Ornithorhynchus anatinus (platypus) is the source of this 1300-nucleotide messenger RNA. RefSeq names its product peptidyl-prolyl cis-trans isomerase FKBP1A. The transcript is spliced from 5 exons. The record is from RefSeq and is a predicted model, not a curated record. Gene Ontology annotation, molecular function: peptidyl-prolyl cis-trans isomerase activity. Lineage: Eukaryota; Metazoa; Chordata; Mammalia; Monotremata; Ornithorhynchidae. The coding region runs from base 189 to 515 and encodes 108 amino acids.